GGCGGGAGGAGGAGGAGAUCCUGCCGGGAGCAGGAAGCGGCUGAAGAAGCCUCACGAGCUCCGGAACAGCGUCGACAUCAGCGGCUGUCCUCCAUAAUGUAACCCCCUCGGAGCGGCUCACGUCGACGCGUUCAGGCGGCAUGUCCGGGGCUCCGCGGUGAACCAGCACGACCACGAUGAAGGGCUGCGGUAUGCGCUGCUCGGUGGGCUUUCUGUCCCGCAGAGAGCUGACGGGGCAGCCGCUCCUGAAGGAGGAAUUCCAGCGGCGCAGGCUGGCGGGCUGCACCAGCCUCUACAAGAAAGACAUGCUGGGACACUUCGGCUGCGUCAACGCCAUCGAGUUCUCCAACAGCGGCGGAGAGUGGCUGGUGUCCGGAGGAGACGACCGCAGAGUUCUGCUGUGGCACAUGGAGAAAGCCAUCCACGGUCUGGCCAAGCCGGUGAAGCUGAAGGGCGAGCACCUCUCCAACAUCUUCUGCCUGGCCUUCGACAGCUCCAACACCAAAGUCUUCUCCGGCGGAAAUGACGAGCAGGUGAUCCUUCACGAUGUGGAAAGGAGGGAGACCCUGAACGUGUUCCUGCACAUCGACGCCGUCUACAGCCUGUCCGUGAGCCCCGUCAACGACAACGUCUUCGCCAGCUCGUCUGACGACGGCAGAGUUCUCAUCUGGGACACUCGCGAGCCGCCUCACGGAGAACCCUUCUGCUUGGCCAGCUACCCGUCAGCCUUCCACAGCGUCAUGUUCAACCCCGUGGAGCCGCGGCUGCUCGCCACCGCCAACUCCAAGGAGGGCGUCGGCUUAUGGGAUAUCCGCAAACCGCGCAGCUCGCUGCUGCGUUACGGAGGCAGCAUGUCGCUGCAGAGCGCCAUGAGCGUCCGCUUCAACAGCUCCGGCACGCAGCUGCUGGCCCUGCGGCGCCGCCUGCCGCCCGUCCUGUACGAGCUGCACUCCCGCCUGCCCAGCUUCCAGUUCGACAACCAGGGCUACUUCAACUCCUGCACCAUGAAGAGCUGCUGCUUCGCCGGAGACCGAGACCAGUACAUCCUUUCCGGAUCGGACGACUUUAACCUGUACAUGUGGAAAAUCCCGAAGGACCCGGAAGCAGGAGGCCCGGGUCGAGUGGUGAACGGGGCCUUCAUGGUCCUGAAGGGUCAUCGCUCCAUCGUCAACCAGGUCCGCUUCAACCCUCACACCUACAUGAUCUGCUCGUCCGGAGUGGAGAAGGUCAUCAAGGCUGCCGCCGAUCCCCGCACUGACUCGGGUAACUCCUCCUCUUCCUCCCUGGCCGGACCGGACGCCUCAGGAGGAGAGGAGCAAGCUGGAGAGGAGGGGGAGGAGCGUCCCAGGAGGCGGAGCCGACACCCGUCCGGGUUACUGGAGGACUCGGACUCCAGCGAGUUCUGGCUGGAUCCGAUGCCGCGCCCGCGGUCCCCGAGCCCGAGGGACAACUCCGUUCUGUCCAGCCCCGCCUCCUCCCCGUCCCUCCCCGCCGGAGCCUCCAGCCCCUCCACCUCCACCUCCAGCUCCAGCAGCGACGAUGAGGAGCGGCGCAGCGCCGUCAGGCGCCGCAACGUCAUGAGGCGGCGCCGCAUGAACGUGGUGUCCCGGGCCGGGGAUCGGCCCGAGUCGGUGCAGGCGCUGUUCUCCGCCCUGGACUCCUGCAGCUACCCCUCCAUCUCGGUGGAGGACCCGUCCUCCUCCUCCGCAGACGAGGACAAGCGCUCGGCUCAGGCCACGCCCCACAGCCGGCCCGCCAAAGACGAGGACAGCUGUCUGAGCCCGUCGGACUUCGUGUGCCACAGUCCAGAGAUGAGCCAGGAGGGCGGGGGCUGUGGCGCCGAGGCGGGGGAGCCCGGCGGGUCAGCGCGCCCCCACCGGACCGGAUCCGACAGCAAAGAGGCGUGCGGCGCCUCCCUGAGCCCGGAGGUGAACGGGCAGCACCGGCCCGCCUCGCCUACUGGAGGAGGCGUGUCCUCAGACGCCGAGGAGGAGGAGGGACUUUCACCCGGAGACGGUCGGCCGCAGAGCGAGAAAGGUGCGGCAAAGAAACGGACUCACCUGGGGGCGCAUCCGUCAGGCUCCUCCCCCACAGAAAAGAAGCUGAGGACAUAGUGACUCCGCCCCCUCGCCGUUUCAAAAGCGGGUUUUCUAUAAACUCUCAGAACUCUGAUUCUUCAUUUCUCACCCGACGAAAGAACAGGAAGGAUCUCCGGUGGAGAACGAGUCGGACCGGGUCGUCACGUUUCAGUUAGAACCACACAGAACCGAACAGAACCCGCUAAAUGUUGUUCAGAACCGUUUUGUUUUCAUGUGGAUUAUUUGGGUUCAUCCUCGUCACGCCGAGGCGGUUUAGAACCGCCCCCCCAGCAGAAACCAAGGUCGUGUGUAGAAGCAGCUUCAGCUUCAGUGAAGGAUCUGUUCUGUCAUCCCGACCUGCUGGAGCCGCUUCGGUUCUGGUUUCAAAUAAACCCUGUUUGUUCCCCAGAU
Molecule: messenger RNA, 2489 nt
Organism: Oryzias melastigma (Indian medaka)
Lineage: Eukaryota; Metazoa; Chordata; Actinopteri; Beloniformes; Adrianichthyidae
Gene: dcaf5
Product: ddb1 and cul4 associated factor 5
Biological process (GO): negative regulation of fatty acid biosynthetic process
Cellular component (GO): Cul4-RING E3 ubiquitin ligase complex; cytoplasm
Molecular function (GO): protein binding
Source: RefSeq, a predicted model, not a curated record